AUGGCGCGGCCUCAGCAGCCGUACGACGACCAGCAGUAUGGUCAGCAAACCGACUCAUACUACCAGGACGAGUACGGACAUCCCCAACAAGACGGUCAACACUAUGAUCAUCCGCAUGGGCAACAACAACAACCAGGAGCCGAUGGCUAUUAUGACGAAGGGGAAUAUUAUAAUGCCGGCCAGCACGGUGCGUAUGCAGCAGGGGAUAACGGUUACUACAAUGAUGGCCGAGGAGGAUAUGAAGAUGAAUACUAUGGUGACCAAUACUACGAUCAAAAUGCUCCUGCUGCCGGCCAGCAGCCUCAAGGCAAGGGAAAACAGCGCAGGGGCAAUGACUCAGAAGACGAUUCAGAAACCUUUAGCGACUUCACUAUGCGGUCCGAUAUGGCGAGAGCUGCAGAAAUGGACUACUACGGUCGCGGAGAUGAACGAUACGAGGGCGGGCAACAGGGGGGCCGAGGAUACCGUCCACCAUCGUCUCAGGUGUCGUACGGAGGGAAUCGGUCAUCAGGAGCGUCAACACCUGUUUAUGGCAUGGACUAUAGCAAUGCACCUGCUGCUGCGCGCUCAAAGGAACCUUACCCAGCGUGGACCUCGGAGAACCAGAUUCCUCUAUCAAAGGAAGAGAUCGAAGAGAUUUUCCUAGAUCUUACCAAAAAGUUUGGGUUUCAACGCGAUAGUAUGCGAAACAUGUACGACCAUUUAAUGGUGCUCCUCGACUCCAGGGCUUCCCGCAUGACCCCUAACCAGGCACUGCUGUCGUUGCAUGCUGAUUACAUUGGUGGUGACAAUGCCAAUUACCGAAAAUGGUACUUCGCUGCUCAGCUUGAUCUUGAUGAAGCUGUCGGUUUCGCCAACAUGAAGCUUGGCAAGACCAAUCGUAGGACCCGGAAGGCAAGAGCUGCAGCAAAAAAGUCCAAGGGCGGUGAAGCGAGUGAAGAACAAACUCUAGCUCAAAUGGAGGGAGAUAACAGUUUAGAAGCUGCCGAAUACAGAUGGAAAACCAAGAUGAACCGCAUGUCUCAGCACGAUCGUAUUCGCCAAAUCGCCUUGUAUCUGUUGUGCUGGGGUGAAGCUAACCAGGUUCGAUUCAUGCCUGAAAUGCUUUGCUUCAUUUUCAAGUGUGCCGACGACUACUUGCAAUCCCCUGAAUGUCAAGCUAGGGUAGAGGAGGUUAGGGAGGGUACCUACCUCGACGAAGUCAUUACGCCUCUUUACCAGUAUUGUCGAGACCAGGGAUACGAGAUUGUUGACGGUAAAUAUGUCCGCCGUGAGGUUGACCACAACCGUAUCAUUGGAUAUGACGACUGCAAUCAAUUGUUCUGGUAUCCCGAGGGUAUCGAGAGAAUCAUUAUGACAGACAAGUCACGACUUGUGGACGUCCCGACAAAUAUGAGGUACACAAAACUCAAGGAGGUCGACUGGAAGAAGGUCUUCUUCAAGACUUAUCUCGAAACGCGUUCCUGGUGGCACAUGGUUACCAAUUUCAAUCGUAUCUGGGUUAUCCAUAUCUCUUCUUUCUGGUUUUAUACUGCUUUCAACUCUCCGUCUAUCUAUACCCAUGGUUACAAACAACGUAUCAACCAGCAGCCUUAUGCCGCCGCGCGUUGGUCUUCCGUCGGUUUUGGUGGUACUAUUGCAGCAUUACUCAUGAUUAUGGCAACAUUGGCAGAGUGGGCUUUCGUUCCUAGGCAGUGGGCAGGUGCACAGCACUUGACAAAACGUCUUCUGUUCUUGAUUGUCGUCUUUGUUAUCAACCUUGCUCCUGGCAUAUACGUUUUUAUGAUUGACGGAAACAAAGGCGGCAAAAUUGCACAUAUUCUUGGAAUCGUCCAAUUUUUCGUCGCUAUGUUCACAUACUUUUUCUUCUCAAUCAUGCCUCUGGGAGCAUUGUUUGGAAGCUAUCUCACCAAAAACAACCGUCAAUAUGUUGCAAGUCAAACAUUCACCGCCUCAUUUCCCCGUCUUUACGGAAACGAUAUGUGGAUGUCCUAUGGACUUUGGGUUUUGAUCUUUGCAUGCAAGCUUGUGGAGUCAUACUUUUUCUUGACCUUGUCUUUCCGUGACCCUAUUCGUAUCUUGUCUGUGAUGAAGAUUUCCAACUGCAUCGGUGAUAGCAUGCUUGGAUCCGGAGAAGCUGCAAAGAUUCUGUGCACAAGACAGCCUCAGGUUUUGCUUAUUUUGAUGUAUUGCACUGAUUUGGUCUUGUUCUUUUUGGAUACAUAUCUGUGGUACAUCAUCUGGAACGCCAUCUUCUCAGUCGCUCGCUCUUUCUAUCUCGGGGUCUCUAUCUGGACACCUUGGAGAAACAUCUUUUCGCGUCUUCCCAAGCGUAUCUACUCGAAGGUUUUGGCCACCACCGACAUGGAAAUCAAGUACAAGCCUAAAGUUCUUAUCUCUCAAAUCUGGAACGCAAUCGUCAUUUCUAUGUACCGCGAGCAUCUGUUGGCCAUCGAUCACGUUCAAAAGCUUUUGUAUCAUCAGGUCCCAUCGGAACAAGAGGGCAAACGCACACUGCGCGCGCCAACUUUCUUCGUCUCUCAGGAGGAUCAUUCUUUUGAGACCGAGUUCUUCCCUAGCGGAAGUGAGGCCGAACGUCGUAUUUCUUUCUUUGCCCAAUCUCUGUCCACACCUAUCCCAGAGCCUCUCCCUGUUGACAACAUGCCGACUUUCACCGUCUUGAUCCCGCAUUACAGUGAGAAGAUCUUGUUCUCUCUUCGUGAGAUUAUCCGUGAAGACGAUCCUUUCUCGCGUGUUACCCUAUUGGAAUAUCUCAAACAGCUUCACCCUCACGAAUGGGAUUGUUUCGUCAAAGAUACCAAAAUUCUUGCUGAUGAGACCACCAACUUUACCGAGGAAGGAGGAAAGGAGAACGAGAAAGACAGCAACAAGAGCAAGAUCGAUGACCUUCCGUUCUACUGCAUUGGUUUUAAAUCUGCCGCGCCUGAAUACACCCUUCGAACUCGUAUCUGGGCUUCCCUUCGUCAUCAGACUCUGUACCGUACGAUUUCUGGUUUCAUGAACUAUAGCCGUGCUAUCAAGCUUCUUUACCGUGUCGAGAACCCUGAAGUUGUCCAAAUGUUCGGUGGAAAUACUGAUAAGCUCGAGAGGGAACUUGAACGCAUGGCCCGCCGUAAAUUCAAGAUUUGUGUCUCUAUGCAGCGUUACGCCAAAUUCAAGAAAGAAGAGAUGGAAAACACCGAGUUCUUGCUUCGCGCUUACCCCGACCUGCAGAUCGCAUAUCUUGACGAGGAACCCCCCGUUGAAGAAGGCGCCGAACCUCGCCUCUAUUCUGCUGUCAUCGAUGGUCACUGCGAAGUGAUGGAAAACGGCCUGCGCAAACCCAAAUUCCGUGUCCUCCUCUCUGGAAACCCAAUUCUUGGUGACGGAAAGUCUGACAACCAGAACCAUGCUGUUAUCUUUUUCCGUGGAGAGUACAUCCAACUUGUGGACGCCAAUCAGGACAACUAUCUGGAGGAAUGUCUUAAGAUUCGCAGUGUCCUUGCUGAAUUCGAGGAAAUGACUGUGGAUAACGUUUCACCGUACACACCCGGGCUCCCUCCUGUUAAAUUUGACCCGGUUGCUAUUCUCGGAGCUCGUGAAUACAUUUUCUCGGAAAACAUUGGUAUUCUUGGAGAUAUUGCUGCCGGAAAGGAACAGACAUUCGGUACUCUCUUUGCUCGUACUCUAGCCCAGAUUGGUGGAAAAUUGCAUUACGGACAUCCUGAUUUCUUGAACGCUGUAUUCAUGACCACUCGUGGUGGUGUUUCAAAGGCUCAGAAAGGUCUCCAUCUCAACGAGGAUAUUUACAUUGGUAUGACAGCAUUAAUCCGAGGAGGGCGCAUCAAGCACUGCGAGUAUUAUCAGUGUGGUAAGGGCCGUGAUUUGGGAUUCGGUUCUAUUCUUAACUUCACAACCAAGAUUGGAACUGGUAUGGGUGAACAAAUGCUUUCCCGAGAGUACUACUAUCUCGGUACCCAGCUUCCUAUCGAUCGUUUCUUGUCAUUCUUCUACGCCCAUCCUGGUUUCCAUAUCAACAAUUUGUUCAUUAUUCUCUCGGUGCAGCUUUUCAUGCUUGUGAUGAUCAAUCUCGGAGCACUCACGAACCAAGUUGUCAUUUGCGAUGUUACUAAGAAACCUAUCACCGAUCCUUUGACACCUACCGGCUGCAGAAACUUGGCACCAAUUCUUGAUUGGGUCGACCGCUGUAUCUUGUCUAUUUGCAUCGUUUUCUUUAUAGCUUUCGUUCCUCUCGUACUUCAAGAACUUACGGAACGUGGUUUCUGGCGCGCUGCAACUCGUCUCGGAAAGCAUUUCUGCUCUUUCUCGCCGUUUUUUGAAGUGUUUGUCUGUCAAAUUUACGCCAACUCACUUCUUCAAGAUCUUGCCUUCGGUGGUGCUAGAUACAUCGGUACCGGUCGUGGUUUUGCAACAGCUCGUAUCCCCUUUGGUGUCCUCUACUCUCGUUUUGCUGGUCCUUCGAUCUAUCUUGGUGCACGAUCUUUGCUCAUGCUUCUUUUUGCAACAGUGACAAUGUGGCGAGCUGAAUUGCUCUAUUUCUGGGCUUCUCUACUAGCUCUUUGUAUCUCGCCGUUCAUCUUCAACCCACAUCAGCUUGCAUGGGACGAUUUCUUCAUUGAUUAUCGUGAUUACCUCAGGUGGCUUUCUCGCGGCAACUCUCGUGCCAACCAUCAGUCAUGGAUUGCGUUUUGCCGUCUCUCCAGAACCCGUAUCACGGGUUACAAGCGCAAACUUCUCGGUGAUCCUUCCGAGAAGCUGUCUGGCGAUAUCCCCCGUGCUAAGUUUACCAACAUUGUCUUCAACGAGUUUGUCGGACCGCUUCUUCUUGUUGUUGUCACUUUAAUCCCGUACCUCUUCAUCAACGCACAGACCGGUGUUCGAGCAGACAGCCCGGACAACAAAAGCCUGAAGACUCCCGCCCCUACUGGCUCUAUCAUCCGUCUUGGUGUUGUCGCAUUUGCACCAGUUGCCAUCAAUGCUGGUAUUCUCGCUGCACUUUUUGGUAUGGCUUGUUGUAUGGGCCCUGUUUUCGGCAUGUGUUGUAAGAAAUUUGGCGCGGUCCUUGCUGCCAUUGCUCACGCCCUUGCUGUCAUUAUGCUCUUUGCCUUCUUUGAAGUCAUGUUGUUCCUUGAGGGAUUCAGUUUCGCCAAGGCCUCCCUCGGAAUGGUUUGCGUCGUUGCGAUCCAAAGAUGGUUUUUCAAGCUCAUUAUCUGCUUGGCCCUUACCAGGGAGUUUAAGUCCGAUCAGAGUAACUUGGCUUUCUGGAGUGGAAAGUGGUACGGACUCGGACUCCAUGCCAUAACCCAACCCGGUCGUGAGUUGUUGUGUAAGAUCACCGAACUCGGCAUGUUCUCUGCCGACUUCAUUCUUGGGCACAUUAUUCUUUUCGUUCAGUUGCCUUUGAUCAUAACCCCAUACAUUGAUGUUGCCCACUCAACCAUGUUGUUCUGGUUGCGACCUUCCCGCCAAAUUCGCCCGCCAAUUUACUCAGCUAAACAGUCCAAGCUUCGAAGAAAGAGAGUUAUCAGAUUCUCUGUUCUUUACUUCACCAUGUUUGUUGUCUUUUUGGCACUUAUCGCUGGCCCAGUUAUUGCUAAGAGCAUUCUUAUCAAGGCUACCGAAAAUUUGCGUGAUGAUGGUACGCCUGAGAUUGAAGCCGGUGCGAUCGUGAACGAACCUGCCACAAAAUUCAAGUUCUUGAUCUAG
Molecule: messenger RNA, 5727 nt
Organism: Morchella sextelata
Lineage: Eukaryota; Fungi; Ascomycota; Pezizomycetes; Pezizales; Morchellaceae
Exons: 8
Coding region: 1-5727 (1908 amino acids)
Biological process (GO): (1->3)-beta-D-glucan biosynthetic process; fungal-type cell wall polysaccharide biosynthetic process
Cellular component (GO): 1,3-beta-D-glucan synthase complex; plasma membrane
Molecular function (GO): 1,3-beta-D-glucan synthase activity
Source: RefSeq, a predicted model, not a curated record